GCACGGUUUUCGUUUUGCAUAGGGUGUUGUUAGGUGUUGCGCGCUUAGCAACGAUAACAUUAUACGAUUUUUCAUCCUUUUUUUGCGUACCGGUUAAGUUCAGUCAGUUGUUGUCUAGCCGAUGUAGUUAAUACAACUCAAGGCGUAUGCGGCUACAUGUUUAUUCAGUAAUGUCUAAGCUGCAAGUGUUUAACAAACUGUAUAGGUUACAAUAUAAUAUGAAUUAAGGCAAAGCCUCAAAGCGAGCUCGAUUAAUGUUUAAUAGAAGAAACUAACAAAAAACUUUAAUUAAGAUUAUAUUUAAAUAAAAUUAUUAUAGGCACUUCCUAACAGAAGAACGUGGAGUUUGUAAAGACUGGUAAUAAUAUAGGCACUGGUAUAAAAAAAUAUUAUUAUGUUAAUCAGCAAUUAAACAACAAACAGGCCAUAUUAAAGGGUUUCAUGUGACAUAAAUUUUAGCACAAAACCCCGCCCAAAACAGAUUGUCACACUAUCAGUUGCCAGCCUUGCAACCACACGUUAACCUACGACGGUCAGAUCGGGAUUCGAACCCGAAUCCACCUAUGAGCCAUCUGAUGAUAUUGAUCAUAUGAUAUUUGCCUGGGUUGCUCUUCCAAUUAAGCUAUCUGACCUUUUGAAAAUAUAUAGGUAAUCUGCAAUGCUGUAUAAUAGCAUGAUUACCUUGCUUAGGAAAAUUUUACAAAGAAUUACAUUAAAUUGAUAUUCUGUUAUGAUUUAGAACAGUAUAUUGUCAGUUCAAAAGCUCACAUGAGUAAAUGCUUGAAAAGCCUACACAAGCUUCCGUUUGUAAAAAUGAUGCUAAUUAAUUUGCUGACUGUGUAUAGUUGAGAUAAAAUCACCUUAUUUUGCACAAAUCUGGUAAAAUAUAUAUAGUUUGAAUACCAACUGCGGAAAAGAGCAACAGAACAGUCCUUGUAACUUAAUAACUCUAAUAUUUUAAUAAGUAAUUAUCUAAACCAUAAAGUAACCUAUACCUCGAUAAUACAGGGGUUUCACUGGCCCGAAAAAGUUGUCGCCCCUUUUUCGCGGCGUGAAAACUGUCGGUUAUUCCAAUCUUAUUAAUAAGAAAAAUCAUUCAAAGAAACCUCUAUACUACAUUCAUGUCAUUGACUAUAUUAUCACUUUAAUAAGUAUGUUAUUACAUAAAAAACAAUAAGUUCCUUCAUAAAUCAUACCUUCAUAAGUCUUAAUAAGCUUUAUUUGUAUAUAAAUAACAUUUUUUCAACUUGAUAAACAACACAGGUAACCAAAACAAUAUAAUAAUGUUAACAUCAAUGUAUUAAACAGUAUGCUGCAUAAAUGUUUCAUAAUUAAUUAUUUAAACAUAGAAUCACACCAAUGUACAUCAUUUGAAAGGGAAAAAGACAUAUAAAACAUCAGAAAAUAAAGCUCACUUCAAAUUGUUAAACAGUUAUAUUUGGUCAUUUGGACAUAAUAUCCAUCAGCUUCUGGUGUUAAAACGUUUUCUGUAAGUGGUGGAUGAUUUCCCAGUUCAAUUAAAUAAAUGUUUUUCACGCCUAUUUCCUGACAGAAAGGCCCAGAUAAUUGCCAUCAUCCAGUCUAGUUGUCUGAAAUAACAUAAAACAUAUUUUUACAAACUAUCAACAACAAACCAACACAUAAAUGUCACUAUCUUUAAAUGUCCGAAUUUUAACAUAUCCGAAAUAUAGUAAAUCAAGUGAAUUAUAUACUUUUUAUUUCACAAAUUGUUAGUAUCUUAAUCAAAAUAUAUCCUUCACAGAACAUUAAAUAAUGAAACUAUUAAACAGAAAUGCUCACACAUACCUGUUGAAACAAGUUUUUAUUUGUUUUUGCGGAGAAAAUAAAUGCUUUUGCCAGCCCCAUGGUUUUGAAUAAAGAAAUAGAGGCCCUAAUAAUAAUUAUAAUUAUUGAUCAUCGUGACAGUUUGCCCCCGUGUUACUUAAUUUAUUGCUCAAUAUCAUAAAGGAGCUGUUAAUCUGAUUAUAACCCCCAUUAAACUUGACAAUAGCAGUAAAAACACCGUUUGUAACACACGCUUCAGUGAUUUCAAUUUGGACUCUGCACUGUAGGUCGCUUACAUUGUCGUAAAUCAAUAUUUACAACUGACAGACGCUGGCCGCUAAUGCUCGGUCGCUUGCUUUCGAUUUGCAGUACAUUUUUGGAUAGGAUUUUACCGAUUUUUUUUAAUUCGCCAUUUUUUAAAAAUUGGAGCCACUUUAAAAAAUUGAGCGCCAUUUGGCGCCAAUAAAUGGCGCCAAUGGCGAUCGAAAGCGAAACCCCUGAUAAUAGACCAAUUCAAAUUAAGGGUCUGUAUAGUCCCGCGCUCAUGAUCAUCAAGAUGCUUUUCUUAAAAAUUGCGCGAGACCCGACAAGAUUUGCAAAACUGGGGGCUAUUUAUUUCCUGUUUACAUUGCUCUGUUCUCGAACGUGAAUAUGUGACAUAACAAAAUGGAAGAUAAAGUUUUCGAUCAAGAAUUGUUUUCAGCGCUAGAGUGGACAGAUAAUUUAAAUUGUGUUCCAGAUUUUGACAUUGAAAAACUAAAACAUUAUUUGAUUCAAAGCCAGGAAAAGUCGUUUGACAAAGGAAGUGUUAGAGCUUUCAAGUCGUUGAAAGCUUUUAAAUAUUUCGAGGAAGGCUUUGUCCAGAGACUGCGACAUGCAGAGACAUUCGUAGCAAACACAAAGGCGUACGCAAUUCACGCCAAAGUACUUGCAUAUUACCAAGGAAAAGCCUACCAAACAUACGUGGCCCUUGAGAAGGAGACUGGCUUCCCCAUUGGAGGUUCUUGUGCUUGCGUUGCAGGGAGAGGCGAAGCAUGCAGUCAUAUCGCAGCGAUCCUGUUUGCUGUAGAGGAUUUCAUCGCCAAGGGGCUCAAUCAGUCUACAGACAAGCCAACCUGCACUGACCGGCUGUGCACAUGGAAUGCUCCAUCAAAACAAAAUGUGGAACCGGAAACCAUCCACAACAUAAGAAUAGUAAAGCAAUCUCAUGGAAAACAACUAAAAAACCAUGUGACUUUUGAUGGAAUCGGGUUUGAUCCACGACAGGCCGGAGACCGACAGGUUGAUCAGGUCAGGAAGAAUGAGCUGGUGCAAGCUUUGAAAAGAAGCAAUUCAAAGUGUAAUUUCCUUAAGUAUCAAACUGUUCCUGACAAUGCUUCAUGUAAGACUGUUCAAUCACGCAGAGAACAUUCCAUGGAUGAUUACACUGUCAACAUUUUUCCUCCAUCUGUAAUGAACAUAAGUGUCAAGUGUGAGGAAGCCGGACCAAAUACGGCAGCUGGAACGCAUGACCAUUGGCCAGUCUAACAGUGAAAGAUGGAAGAAGGCGAGGAAAUAACGACUUGUAACGUAAUGUGUUCAAGAUGAAAGCCACCACAAACCCCAAAGUGACCCUGGAAACCCUGCUGUGCAAGAAUGUAAGGCAGACACCAGCGAUGGCCUUUGGCAUUGCUAAAGAAGAGGAGGCAGCCCAACACUACACCAGUGCAACAGAAAUUCAGCUCACGAAGAGAGGCCUUGUUGUAGAUUCUAAAUACUAGAGUUGCGACACCUUAAGGGUUUUGCGUGAUGGAAUGAGUGGAGAGAUCAAAUCAAAUUGAAAAUUGAUUAUUUCUAAAAAAAAAAUUGGUACGAAAAAAUAUGUGGGUACGAAAAAAAAACAAAUUUGGGUACGAAAUUUUUUUUGAGUACAAACAAAAAAGGGUACGAACAAAAUAAGGGUAGGAAAAACUAUUUGGGUACGAAAAUGGGUACGAAUAAAAAAUAAGGUAAGAAAAAUAUUGGGUACGAAAAAAAUUGAGUACAAACAAAUGGUUACGAACAAAAUUUGGGUACGAACAAAAUUGUGAACGAAAAAAAAUGGGUUAGAAUAAAAUGUGGGUAGGAAAAAAACAAAUUUGGUUACGAAAACAAAUUAGAGUACGAAAAAAUAUAGGGAACGAAAAAAAUUA
Messenger RNA from Dreissena polymorpha, 3956 nucleotides. RefSeq lists its product as uncharacterized. The transcript has 4 exons. Gene Ontology annotation, molecular function: zinc ion binding. The record is from RefSeq and is a predicted model, not a curated record. Lineage: Eukaryota; Metazoa; Mollusca; Bivalvia; Myida; Dreissenidae. Bases 2452 to 3312 code for a protein of 286 amino acids.